CUAGAGACAGACUAGCUAGUUUGCGGCUGUUGGGAACAAAACAGAGCGAGUUUUAAUGAUUUGUAAUCAAACCUUUACUCUGUUUGUUCAGACUCGUAGCUAAACAGCACGUUUCCAGUUUCAACUGUUUAUCGUUUUCAUACAAAAGCUGAAGUUCUGCUAGUGACGAUGGGAGUGCCGAAAUUUUACCGCUGGAUUUCUGAACGCUAUCCUUGUCUCAGUGAAGUUGUCAAAGAACACAAGAUUCCAGAAUUUGACAAUCUUUAUCUGGACAUGAAUGGCAUCAUCCACCAGUGCUCUCAUCCAAACGACGAAGAUGUCCACUUUCGCAUCUCCGAAGAGAAGAUUUUUGCGGAUAUCUUUCAUUACCUGGAGGUACUGUUUCGGAUCAUCAAGCCGCGCAGGGUCUUCUUCAUGGCUGUGGAUGGUGUGGCACCAAGGGCAAAGAUGAACCAGCAGAGAGGACGCAGAUUCAGGUCCGCUAAAGAAGCAGAGGAGAAGAUUAAGAAAGCUCUGGAUAAAGGAGAGGUGCUUCCAACAGAAGCUCGCUUUGACUCAAACUGUAUCACUCCUGGCACUAAUUUCAUGGCGAGACUACAGGAACAGCUCGAGUACUUCGUCCACAACAAGGUGUCUAAUGACAAACUGUGGCAAAACGUCAAAGUCUUCUUGUCGGGUCACGAGACACCAGGUGAAGGAGAACACAAGAUCAUGGAGUUCAUUCGUUCUGAAAACGCCAAAUCGAAUCAUGAUCCCAACACCCGUCACUGCCUGUACGGCCUGGAUGCUGACCUGAUCAUUUUGGGCUUAACCAGUCAUGAGCAUAAUUUCUCCCUGCUCAGAGAGGAGGUCCGCUUCGGAGGGAAGAAAUCCCAGAAAAGGAUCACAGCUCCAGAGGAGACGACUUUUCACUUACUCCACCUGUCUCUGAUGCGAGAGUACAUUGACUAUGAGUUCUCAGAGCUAAAGCAUCAUUUGGGUUCUGGUUAUGACCUGGAGCGGAUUAUAGACGACUGGAUAUUAAUGGGCUUCCUUGUAGGAAAUGAUUUCAUCCCUCACCUCCCUCAUCUUCACAUUAAUCAUGAUGCUCUGCCGUUGCUGUACAAAACUUACAUCUGUGUGCUACCCAGCCUGGGGGGUUACCUGAAUGAGAACGGCCACCUAAACCUCAGAAACUUUGAGAAAUACUUGGAGAAACUUUCUGAGUUUGACCGGGAGCAUUUUAGAGAGGUGUUUGUGGACUUGAAGUGGUUUGAAAGUAAAGUCGGCAACAAAUAUCUGAAUGAGUCAGCUGGUCUGGCAGCUGAGGAGGAAGCUGCGAGCCGAGCUGGCAGAAAAACAGAGGACUCUUCCAUCCAUCUCGCCGCCUUGACCUCCUCUGAAAAAGUGGAUGAACAAGAAAAAGGAGAACUUGCAGAUGAGGAGGAGGAAGACGAGAUGUUUGAAACAGAGUUCAGACAAUACAAACGCACAUACUAUAUGACCAAGAUGGGCGUUGAUUUGGUGUCUGAUGAGUUUCUCGCCAAACAAGCCAAAUGUUAUGUGGAAGGCAUCCAGUGGAUUCUUCACUACUAUUACCAUGGUGUUCAGUCGUGGAGCUGGUACUACCCUUACCACUAUGCCCCGUUCCUGUCUGACAUUCGAAACAUAUCAGAAUUAAAGCUGACCUUUGACCUUGGGAAACCCUUCAUGCCUUUCCAGCAACUGCUGGCUGUCCUGCCUGCUGCCAGCAAGGAACUGCUCCCUGAGGGCUACAGGGACUUGAUGACCAGUCCAAAUUCUCCCAUUAUUGAAUACUAUCCUCUUGACUUCAAAACUGACCUCAAUGGAAAGCAGCAGGAAUGGGAAGCUGUGGUGCUGAUUCCAUUCAUAGACGAGACGUGCCUCCUAGCAGCUAUGGAGCCUUUCACUAACAACCUGACGAAGGAAGAGAAGGCCAGGAAUCGGCACUCUGAGUGCGCCAUGUACUCAUACGACCCAGACAUGAUCUUUACAUACACCUCCUCCCUGCCUCAGCUGUUCCCAAGCAUCGUUCAUUGUCAUGUCAGGGAAGUCCAGAUCCCCAUGAAUGCUUGGCAUGUACCAUUAGACCAUGUCAGCAAGCGUGUUGACCGCUCAUCUGUGUACUUCUGUGGUUUCCCCACUUUGCACCACAUUAAACACAAGUUCUAUAAGAAGAAGAGUGGAGUGGUCGUGUUCCAGCAGAGUAGCAGAGGGGAGAACAUGAUUCUGGACCUCCUUCCCAGUCAGGAUGGAGAAACGAUAUGUGAUCAUGUUGCUGCAGAUGUUUUAGGGAAGCCUGUGUUUGUCAACUGGCCCCAUCUAGAGGAAGCUCGCGUUAUUGCAGUAUCAGACGGCGAAACCAAAUUUGCUCUAGAGGAACCUACUGGAGUCCAGCAAGUGUAUGACAGGCCGUCCAGUCCUCCUCCCACUAAAGUCUCUUGUUUGUCAGACAAAGAGCAGAAGGAAUGGGUCAAGGAUGUCCAGGGAAUCACUGAACAUUUCUUCAAGAGGAAAGGCAUCGUAGUGAAUGACACACAGGUGCUUUUGUACGGUCAGAUGCUGACGGGAAGAAAGUAUGUCCCUAAAGCCAAUGGAGUGGUGGAACUGGAGAAACAGUGGGCCAAACAGGUUCUCCCUUUCGCGUACCAGACCGUGGUUAAGGACAUCAAGGCGUUUUACUCAUCUCUGACCUGCUUUAAGAGUUUGGAUGAACUCUUUACUCCAUCAACUACAGUCUUCAUGGUGGGAAGCCCUUACUAUGGUGCCAUGGGAGAGGUACAAGACUCUCAAGAUGUCAUCAAAGACGGUCGGAUACGAGUGGUUUUCAACGUGCCUCAUGAACCGCAGCUGGAACACUUGAUCCAGAAUCAACACAAAUACUCGGUCAAGUACUGUCCAGGCUACUUCCUGGCGUCUCGCCUCGGCAUCAGCAGCUAUCUCGUCUCUCGCUUCUCAGGAAGCAUCUUCAUCGGCAGAGGCUCCAAGAAAAAUCCCUGUGGGGAGCAAAGAGCUAAUGUUGGGCUGAACCUAAAGUUUAACAAGAAGAAUGAGGAGGUUCCUGGGUACACCAGGAGAACUGAGAAAGAGUGGCUCUACUCUGCUGCAGUUGAGGAGCUGCUAGCUGAAUACCUGGACAGAUUUUCUGACGUUUUUGAUGCGGUGUCCAGAAACAGUCAUGACGAUGUGUUCUACGAAGACGACAUCUGGCCGGGAGAAGAUCAGAAUGGAGCAGAGAAGGUGGCUGAAAUCACCUCCUGGUUGAAAAGUCAUCCAGUCAGCUCCACCAGCAGAGCAUCAUGUGACCUCCAGGUUCUGGAUGCUGCCAUCGUGGAGAAGAUUGAGGAAGCAGUGGAAAAGACCAGGGUGAAGAGGAGCACCAAGAAAGUUCGCGUGACGGUCAAGCCUCAUCUCCUGUUUCGGUCCCUGGAGCAGCAGCAGGGUGUGGUUCCAGACCCCAACGCUGAGUAUCGGCUGUUUGACAGAGUCGUCAAUAUCAGGGAGAGCUUCACUGUCCCACUGGGACAUAGAGGGACAAUCAUCGGCAUCAAAGGAGCGGAGCGCGAGGCGGAGGUUCUCUAUGAGGUCCUGUUUGAUGAGGAAUUUGCUGGAGGUCUUAACAUUAGAUGUACAACUCCUCGUGGUUACCGCCUCCCUCCCUGCGCUCUCAUCAACCUGUCCCACGGUACCCGGUUGGACAACGGCUCCCGCAAACUCACCGCCAUCGUGAAACCUCAGCCAGCCACCGGUGCCAACUGCAACCUGCACCGCCUGGCAGGCCUCAACCACUCGCCUCGCUCCCCCUUUGUACCCACACAGCAUAACAAGGCGUCUCAAGGUAACAAAACGCCAUCUAAAGGUCCCAACCAAAAACAGCAAGCUAAGUCUAAAGAGGAGUACAGUAAUGUGUGGCAGUGUCUGCAGAAGACAGGCCCUCCCAACAAACCUCCUGCUCACUGGCACAAUGAUGUUCCAGCUGGGGGCAUCAGACUGUUGAAGAAAAAUGAAGACGUGACCUCCUUUAUCCCCUCAAAGAACUCUGCUAACAAGGGCACCACUGAAUUUGAGGACCUCAUUGCGAAUUUGAAGAUAUCCCAGGGUAGCCAGCAAACGCCACCACCUCCUGCUGUUCCGGAGGAACCCAGCAACCAGUCAGAUGGUCCAUUGUCUCCACAGUCCUUCGCCAUGAAGGGAACCCUGGUUCUCAAGGAGAUGCUGAAGAUCGAUGGCACAGGAAAAGGAAGUCCAACAUCCCAGGAGUCUGUAAACCCGGUUCCCUCCUCUGGCCAGCAGCAGAACAGAAAACGAUCAAAUAAGAAACUAGCUGCAAAAAUAAACAACCUUCCUGGUGAAUCGGUCACCUUACCCUCUCCAGCAUCAGUUGCCUCUGCUAACACUGUCCUGAGCAGUAAGGUAUCAGAACUGGCCUGUGUCUGCGCUGGCCUCGGCAUGGCCCCUCCUGACUACAGCUUCAUUCGCAACCGACUGGAUCUGCUGGUUUGUCAGGUGAAGCUGUCCAAUGGGUUAAUGGCUCAUGGACCUCAGUGUCAAUCAGAAAAUGAAGCCAAGGAGAAAGCUGCUUUCUUUGCCCUCCAAAGACUGAACUCUCUGGGGUCAGGGUUCCCCCUCCCUCCUCAUCUAUAUCCAGGAAUGGCUCAGAUGCAGCGGCCCCCGUUGGGAGCCAUGCCACCGGUCUUUAACCAACAAGGUGGUUUGCUGUUUCCCUCUCAGGGUUACGGCCCCCCUCCUCUUUGGGGAAUGCCCCUGCCUCCUCACCACCACCCCAACCAGCCGUUCUAUGGAGCACCGGGAACCUUCCCUGGUGCUGUCCGCCCUCAGCAGGCUACUUCUCUACCCAUUGGGUCCCACAACCAAUUCAUCCCGUUACAGGUCACCAAAAAACGAGCGUCGGCCAACAAAAAGAAACAGGAAGCCAGAGAGUUUUACAGCGCCGCCCACACCGUUGCCAAGAACCAAUCACAGAAAGCCCAGAGCCAGCUUUCUGCUCAGUCGCAACCUCAGAACGAAUCACAGAGCAACAAAUCACACCAGCCGCACACACACGAGGCCAACAGCAACCCCGCCUCAUCCAGUCCCAGCCUAGCAGACAACUUCUCCACGAAGACAGCAGUCUCACACACGCCUCCCCGUCAGAGCGCACCCACAGCAGGCCACACCCCUGGCUCCGCCUCUAAGAGGAAGCACAGGAAGUUGGCUGUUAACUUUGAGGCAACUAAAGUGUCAGAGUGAGCUAGGCUUUGUCUCUCUAUAAGGUGUGUGUAUGUUUGAUGGAAAAAAGUGUUGAUUUUUAUUGUUUUUAAGCUGCUGCUGAAUCUCUGAUGGAAACCUCAUCAUUGUCUCUCGUAACCACGUUGGGGCAGAAAUCCGCUUCUUCCUGGUGCAUAAAACUGGAUGUUUUUUCUUUUAACAUCUGAUCCUGACUAAAUCAGUGCUGCAAAUCUCCCUGAGAUGCCUUUUUUAAGCUUAAAUAUGCCCGCUGUGUUUAAGCCAACAGGCAGCUGUGCAGAUCUUUUAUUAGAGGUGUAAUUCUAGUAUUCUUGUUUUUUAUUCCAUCUUUGCCAAAGUAAAGUACCAUUGAGGAUCAAUUCCACCAUACAGAGCAGAAUGAAUUUUUAUUAAGAUAUUAGCAGGGCACAGCACAAUCGAGAGAGUCAUUAGUCUUCUGUUUGUAAAUAUUUCCAUCACCUUGUACUGAAACACUUGUAGGUUUAUUGGACGACACAUUCAAACACCUGGAGACAUUUCAUCUAAAGGUUAAAGUCUGAACAGGCAAACAGCCUGGAUUUUUCUUUUCCAUCUAUUUUUAGUAUUUAAAAAUAUGACAAAUGGCAGAAAAGGGCAAUAAAAUCUUUCAUCUUUGGCAUUUCUUAGCCCAAUCAGGUGCGCUUUGAUUUUCCCAUUUCUUUUCACGGCUGUCACCGCAAUCAUUUUCCCUUAGGCGGCAAAUUUAGAGAAAGAUCUCUGAUUAGGAUUGUAGUGAUGUAAAACACUGCCUUCCAAAACGUAGAAAUGUGCAUUUUAGGUGAGAUGGAACCGAUUUUUGUUUGUUUUUCAUUUUAGGUGUUGUGCGUUUUGUAUUUCACGUUUUUUUUUCACAGGGCAUUGAUUUUAUGCAGCCUGCACAGUGCCACAGUUUAAUACAUUAAUACAUAAAUCUUUAAAUAAUUGUUUAUAUAUGUUAUAAUUACAAAAUGUUUUUAAAAAAGUGCAUUUAAUAAAUAAGGAUGUAAAUAUGCUUAUUCAAAUGUGUAAAAAAUAAAUAUGUUAAAUGUGGAAUAGGUUAUAUGUUAAAGAUAUAUAUAACCCUUUAGCAGUUCAAUAGGCUAUAGUUCCAGUGCUGAAAUAGUUGGCAUUGCUAUUGUCAAGUCAACUCUUACAUCUGAUUGGUCAACCUGCACAGCAUGUUAGCAGAUUAUAUUGAGAGCAACAGUGGUAGCCCCGCCCCAUAAAGUUUGACAAAAUUAAUGUGUUAAAGUUGUACCUCGAUGAAAUAAUUACUAUUAACUGCUACAUAUGCUUUUUGUAAAUACAGUAUAUAUUUACUAACAGCAUAUUUAUUUGAAAUUUAUUUCCACUUUGAUUAAGGACAUGUUUAAGCAAUUAUUUAAGGAUAUAUUUAUCUGAUUAAUUGUGGCACAUUUGGAUGUCCAUAGUGUAAGCCUGACUUAAAUAUGCUUCAGUGAAACAAGAGGGUUUUCCCACUCUGUCCUCUUUACUGUAGGCAUCAUGGGAGGCGAGGCGGUACCCGAAUAAAGGCCUGUUCACAUCAGCCCUGCAGCAGGUCCCAGAGCGCUUUUAAUCCAGAUGUUUCAGCAAACAAACCUGGAUUGUAUUUCUCAGGGAUGUGGUUUUUUUGGCCAAAGCCCUCUUUACUCGCUUUUUUUUAAUAGUAACUCAUUUGAAUGUUCAUCGUGGUUGACGGCUUUUCUGUUGCAGUUACUAGUUUUUUGUUGUUGUUUUUUUUUUUUUAUCAUGCAGAGGCGUUUGCCUUCUACCACGGCUUCAGUAGAGAUCAUUUAGGGUUCGGACUAGCUUUUUGGAUCGAGAGUAGUUGUUGUUUCACAUUUGUCCUUUUGUUUUCCAUCUUUGCUGGCAACUGUCCUUUAUUCCCUGCAGAUUAAUAUCAUUUUUAGAUUUUUUAUAGUUUAACCGCACUGCCAAAUUAUACAACUAAAUGUGAAAAAAAUAAAAAUACUACCCCCACCCCCUUCUACGUUGGAGAACUGACUGCUAAUUUGUCACACUCAAAAAGCAGCUUCAUUAUAUCUUUCAAAUGUAGUUUUUGCCUCAGUGGGACCUGUUUACUGCCAUUUCCAGACGUAUUGUUUUACUGUUUGUUAAUCUGGCUUUUCUGCUGCAAACAGACUUGAUCAGCUUUAUGCAUUUGGAGUAUAACACGCCUAUUGUGGCCUAAUGGACAUUUAUUUUAACAAGGGGUGUACCUUAGGAUGAUUUUAUAUAUUAAAUAGGGACCCCAUUAUGUGGCCACUGUGGAGGCAUCUUGGAAUACUACAUUUUCCUUUCCCUACACCUGUUGGUAUUGUGGCUUUAUGCUUAACAAAAAACACCAAAUAUGGAAAACGAUUUUGCAAAUAAUUUUGUUCUUUUUUACAUUUCAACAUGUGGUGUGAGAUCACAUACAGAUAAGGAUUUUGUUCUUCUUAUCGGCAUUUCUGAAUAUAUCCUGUUUUUCUAGAAGUUUCAAAUUCACUUUUAUUGCUAGUUCAUUUUGGCCUUCAGUGGAGUGGGGGGAAAAUAACCCACUCUGACUUUAAAACUUGAGCUCUGCUGAUCCUGCGUUGGCUGUGACACACAUGAUGUCUUAGUUGGAAGUAAGCGUUGAAUCGAUGUAAAGGAGCCACACACUGUCUUUACUACGUCAGAACCAGCUACGCCAGCCUCUGAUGUUCCUUGAGGGUUUGGGCGUUUGGAAAGCUGUUUUAAAGUUCCUGCUUUAUCCUAUAAAACUCAGACACAUUCAUGAUAAAAUCAGUCUGUUUUAGAGAUUUUCUUUUCUAAAUCAUGGAUUUUAUCAGCAGGAUUUUGUGAUGAAAGCAAAGCAUUUGAGGCAUAAGCUGUUAAGCUGUUGUUCAAAAGUGUCCAGGAUUUGUUUUCGGCUUUUUGUUUUUCUUCCUCAUAAGCGGUCAUCCUGACGUCACACAUGGGACUUAAAUCUUCAGGCUCUGAUGCAAUAAGUGGACAUUUUUAAACUCUUUGGGAAAUUAAAGCACACCCUUUGUUUGUGUUGUUGUUUUUCAGAUUUGAAACAAAGUAAAGAAUUAAGAUGUGCUGUACAUAUUCAUUUAAUAAACAGUUUUUGUUAGAACAUGA
This is a messenger RNA of Girardinichthys multiradiatus, 8352 nucleotides long. It is a transcript of the gene xrn1, whose product is annotated as 5'-3' exoribonuclease 1. Gene Ontology annotation, cellular component: nucleus. Gene Ontology annotation, molecular function: 5'-3' RNA exonuclease activity; RNA binding. The record is from RefSeq and is a predicted model, not a curated record. Lineage: Eukaryota; Metazoa; Chordata; Actinopteri; Cyprinodontiformes; Goodeidae. Bases 169 to 5250 code for a protein of 1693 amino acids. The transcript is spliced from 40 exons. Gene Ontology annotation, biological process: nuclear-transcribed mRNA catabolic process; rRNA catabolic process.